GGGAAGUAGCGCAAAGAGCAGCCUAAGCUAAGGGACUGGUAUAAAAUAUCCAAUUCUGGUUCUUUAGUUAAAAAACUCCUUUUGGGGUUGGGUUUUCAGGGAGUGCAGUGGGGGAGCGGCCCUCAACUCCUUGCAUUAAAAUUAGGAUAUCUGAACAAUAAUUGCCAGAUUGAUUAUUUAAGACACACAUCUUAUUGCAGCUUUAAAGGGUAGAACCGUGGGCACUGGGACCAUGAUGAACUCCUCCAAGAAGAGUGAACUAGAUUUAGAAAAAAGCAUUACCAAUAAGAAAACAGAAGAAGCCAACUGGCAGUGUAUCUACCCAAAUGAGAGGAGAGAGAGGAAUCACGUUUAUACUCUUCUUGACAUCAGCGAGAAUGUAUUUGAACAAGAUGAAAGGUCCUUGGAAUAUGUCAUCAGGACAGGAUGGGAGGAAGCUGUGCAAGGCUGGGGUAAAGCUGCUCCAUUUGCCUGCCUUCAGUUGCAAAAGGAAGCCAAGAAAUCAAGGGCAAAUGAAACCAUCAACAGUUGCCUGUUUUGCUUAGAUAUGAGGCAAAAUAAUGACAAAAGUGUGAGCCAAGAAACCAAGACUACAAGAGAUCAAUCAAAAUCUGAUUGCAAAUUAAGCACAUGUGCUAUAGAUGAUACCGUUUCAGAAAAGAAAGAGGUUCCAGUCCAUUCUAGCGAGUCUUCCAAUUGUUCUACCGCAGAUGGAACUAAGAAAGAAAGUUGUAAUGGCAAGUUACGCUCUAUUCAGACAUUUCAAGGUGAAAAGAAAAGUUUGCCAGUAAAGGAAUACAGUAUACGGCAACCAGAAAAAAUGAAAAACCCAGAAGCCCUAAAAAAUAAAGCUGUAAAGACCCCUGAGCCUACCAUGCCUGCUCCAGAUAGCUCUGAAGCUUCAAACUUAAAGUCUUUGCUGAUAUUGCCACCAGUGAAAGAUGCAACUCCAAAAGAUAGCACAGAUCCUUCUUUUAAGAAGAGUAUAGCAGCUAUCUCCCAGGCAAAUCAGAAAAUGCUCAAUGCUACUUCAGCUGAGACUGCUUCCGGUAGUAAGGGUAUUAAAACAAUAGAACAAAAGGGGGGAAAAGAAACUGACUGUAUCAUUCAUGAUACAGUGAAGGAGAAACAAAUUCACGAACCAUUAUCCUUUGUCCCAAGGCUUCCAAAAGCAUUCCUGCAAGCAGGCCCUGAACAGUUACACUGGCCCUGUGCUCUUUGGCCAGAUAGAAAAAUUACAACCACUUCUAAUUCUGUUUCUUUGAGAAAGAACAGUCAUCUUGCUAACAUGCAGUUUCUGCAUACAAAAGGAAUACAGUACACAAAACAUGAUGAGAUCAGAGGUCCUUUCAUCAACAGUAUUAAAAACAGAAGUCUCUCAGAGGCCAAGCAAGGAAAUGAAUCAAAAACACAGGCGGUGCAACUGCUUCCUGGACUAUUCCCUUCCUUAACGGUCAGCCAUGUUGCAAUAACCGCAAUGUCUUCUAGACUGACCUAACAUUUUUAUACUGUAACUUCAUGUCAUUUUCUUCUAUUUGUUUGAACUCAUUAUAUGAUGAGAAAAGGAUUGAAGAUACAUUGUACUUGU
This is a messenger RNA of Chrysemys picta bellii (western painted turtle), 1588 nucleotides long. RefSeq names its product chromosome 14 C16orf46 homolog (gene C14H16orf46). The record is from RefSeq and is a predicted model, not a curated record. NCBI's taxonomy places the organism in Eukaryota, Metazoa, Chordata, Testudines, Emydidae.